AUGGCCUCACCACAGGAACAGGCUUCGGUGUCCGAUGUUGUACGUUUUCAGUCUCAGCAGAUGACGCAGCUGCUUGCUGCCAUAAAUGGACUGGUCACACUGCAAACUGCAGCUACUUUGGCGCCACCGACGCCACCGCCUGUACCGACACCGUCGCCGAUGGCGCCGCCAUUUCGUGCCUUCAGUCCUGACGUUGAACGCUGGCCAGAAUACAUCGUGCAGCUCGAGGCACACUUCGUAGCGUACAACAUACCAGGUACAGAGUGGCUUGCUUUUUUCAUUGCCAACGCGGGUGUUGUGUUGUACCGUGUGCUCGUGAAAUUGUUUCCCACCACCCGCCCAGAAACUAAAACUUACGAUGAAGUGAUUGAUAUUUUGAACUCCUACUUCCGUGACAGUGUAAAUGUGGUACAUGCACGCUACAAAUUCUUUUGCCUCCGGCGUGGCCCUACUCAGUCGAAUAAAUCUUGGUUAGCGCACCUUCAGGGACUAAGUUCUGAUUGUGACUUUAAUUUCUCGUUUGGACGUUCAUAUGCGGAUAUAAUGAUUAGAGACACUAUUGCGCAGAAUGUGGCGGAUCACCGCAUCCGCGAACAAAUCCUCAGAUUUAAGAACACGUCUUUGCAGGAAGUAGUGAACUUGCUAGACACACAAGAUACUUUAGACAUGGCUACUUCCACGUUCGACGUGACCCCUGGUGUGUAUUGUUAG
Schistocerca piceifrons (Central American locust) is the source of this 711-nucleotide messenger RNA. RefSeq lists its product as uncharacterized. The transcript has a single exon. Bases 1 to 711 code for a protein of 236 amino acids. NCBI's taxonomy places the organism in Eukaryota, Metazoa, Arthropoda, Insecta, Orthoptera, Acrididae. The record is from RefSeq and is a predicted model, not a curated record.